UCGCUCCGCAGAAUCGCCGCUUGCUGACGUUUUUGGGCUGUCAUGUGAUUAGCAGGGUUCAAUGAGAGCUGUUUGCCCCACCCAUCUCUUCAACGCUGUCUAUCUCAAUGUACAAUUCACUGAGAAAAGGAAAUAAUCGCUAAAAAUACACCCUCGAAAAGGAUCCAUUCGCCACAAUUGGGGAUUCAACGCGCUCCGUCCGUAGGGAAUCCAUCGCUGUCGUUGUGCUGUCGGAUUUAUCUUCACGUAUCCAAAUGCACAUGAUCUAAGAAGGAUUCAAGAAGGAUACAAAGCGUAGCCUGACAGCGGACUCGGACUGCGAUAACCGGUAAAAUAUCGACGGAAUCGCUCGCAUUUGCAUCUGCGGUUGAAAGAACCGUGAGGAACGCCGCUCGCGUCAAAGCAAAGCCUACGGAUGUGAGGAGAAAUUCAAAUUACAGUAACGGAGAAGACGGCGAAGGGCCUCGUUUGAUUUGGACAAGCCGAGAAAAAGCGAUCAGUCACCGUAAGCAGAACAGGAGGGAAAAUAGCGUCAAUCUGAGGGGAAUUUUUCAGCAGCACCGCCGUAUUUUUCUCGCAGACAACGUCGUUUCGUAACGGAGUUAAAAGGUUCAUGUCGGCCACGGCGCAGGGCGGAAUGAUCCACAUGCCGUCAUUUUGGUGGAAAUAUUUAUUUUUUUAAUUUGUAGCCACCCUUUCUAUCUCGUUCUGCCCGUCUCGUUGCAUCGGCCAACGGAUUCGACAGCAAGAAACCGAAAAGAAUUGCGUUUUGUGGAGCUAUUGAUGAUUUUAAUAGGAGUCGCUCGUUAUUUCGGGAAACCGACCAUGGAUUCGCGACGGGAAAUUUGCUAAAUCGCAGUCGUGGGAAAGCCGAAAUCAUUCAUGUAACGUCGAAGGCUUCGCUGGAUGCACAUCCAUACACAGAAAUCUCUUAUUUUAUAGCAGCAAAGCGCUCGACAGGACUCGGCCGUCUGUAGGCCGGCCUAGUGUUUUCACCACCACCUAUUCUCGCCAGUACUAGUCACCCAUAGCUUUCAUAUUUCCCCGUGCUCCCCUCCUGCCCUUAUCAGCGAAAUCCGGGGAAGCGAUGUGCAUACAAGUAUAAAUGUCCCGGUUUUCCAUCAAAGUGUUCUGAUCGGAGGCCAAUCAAGGAAUUUGGAUCAUUUAUUCAUACGGUAGAUACACCUCCCCCAUCCCACCCCACCCCAAAACUUUUCUUGGGUUUUUGGGAAAAUGGGUUGUUUGGGCAACAGUAAGACUGAGGACCAGCGAAAUGAGGAGAAGGCCCAGCGAGAAGCUAACAAAAAGAUAGAGAAACAGCUCCAGAAAGACAAACAGAUCUACAGAGCAACUCAUCGGCUACUACUGUUAGGGGCUGGAGAAUCGGGGAAAAGCACCAUAGUCAAACAGAUGCGCAUUUUACAUGUCAAUGGCUUCAAUGCUGAAGAGAAAAAACAAAAAAUUCAAGACAUCAAGAAUAAUAUAAAAGAAGCUAUAGAGACUAUUGUGACGGCAAUGUCCGUGUUGGUACCUCCAGUCCAGUUAGCCUGUCCCGCAAAUAAGUUUCGAAUUGAUUACAUCCUCAAUUUAGCCAACCAGAAGGACUUUGAAUUCACACCGGAAUUUUAUGAACACACAAAGACCCUGUGGCAGGAUGAAGGGGUGAGAGCUUGCUUCGAAAGAUCCAACGAAUAUCAACUGAUCGACUGCGCACAGUAUUUCCUGGACAGGAUUGACACUGUGAAACAGAGCGACUAUACUCCCACUGAUCAGGACUUGCUCAGAUGCAGAGUUCUGACUUCCGGGAUCUUUGAGACAAGAUUCCAAGUGGACAAAGUUAAUUUUCAUAUGUUUGAUGUUGGCGGACAGCGAGACGAACGCAGGAAAUGGAUCCAGUGUUUUAAUGAUGUGACAGCCAUCAUUUUCGUGGUAGCCAGCAGCAGUUAUAACAUGGUGCUCAGAGAGGACAAUCAGACCAACAGACUCCAGGAGGCACUUAACCUGUUCAAGAACAUCUGGAAUAACAGGUGGCUUCGAACUAUUUCUGUCAUUCUGUUCCUAAACAAGCAGGACUUGCUGGCUGAGAAGGUUUUGGCGGGAAAAUCAAAAAUUGAGGAUUACUUCCCCGAGUUUGCACGCUACACUACACCAGAUGAUGCAACACCAGAGCAAGGGGAAGAUCCACGAGUUACGAGAGCAAAAUAUUUCAUCCGAGAUGAGUUCUUGAGGAUCAGUACAGCGAGUGGAGAUGGCCGGCACUACUGCUACCCCCACUUCACCUGCGCUGUGGACACUGAAAACAUCCGCCGAGUGUUUAACGACUGCAGAGACAUCAUCCAGCGCAUGCACCUACGACAGUACGAACUCUUGUGAUCGCAGCAGGGAUGACGGGACGCAAACUCACCACCUGAACUUUCUUUAGGCCCCCCUGCCCUACAUCACGCCCCAAUAUCAAACCACGAACCUUCAAACUGAUGAGUCCCCACCUCUUACACUUACACAAUACACACACAUACAUAUAUAUAUAUAUAUACACAUACACACAUACACACACACACACACGGCCUUUCUCCAUCCUGAGUGACUAGGGGCUGGGGCAAGGGGACGCACUGUGUUACUGAUGAAAGCGUGGCUGUGAUAUCUGGCAAGAAGACUUGUUAACACAGCCAAGGACUACCGAUGUUAAUAAAAAGAGAGAGAGGAAAACAAAACAUGUGAGAGGGAGAGGGAGGGGGGGAGAAAUGAGGGAAGAAAAAAAAAACUGUCCAGGACUGCUCGGGACAAGAAAGCCAUUUCGUACACAUACAGACACAUAAUGCGUCCAGCUAAACUCCUGACCCGCAGUCCUAUGUAUGUUACAUGUCAAACUUGUCUUUUUUCCGAUCAUAUGCCUAAACACACGUUACUUAUAUUGAUGCGCACGCACAAGACAUACACACGCUAUUCUUAUCCUCCACCGUUUUGGUCCUGUUGAACGUUUAGUGCCUGUACGAGCCUGGCGCAUUCCCCUCACCUUUUCCCCAUUUCCUCUUUCCCAAAACCACAUCCCACCCCCAAAGGUGGACAGACCCCACCGGAGGAGAGCAAAACGACGGACCGUACGUAAAAAAACAAAACAAAACAUAAAAACAGAAUGUAGAGCAAAAUGUCGUUUUUUUUUUUUUUUCUCCCCAACAAAAAUGGAGGGUUUGGAGCAUUUACUGCCCCAGGUUGCUUGCGUGUGGAGUAGAGAAUGACUUGAACACAAGACCCAUCACAUGACUCGAUUCUCGAGAUGCAUCGCAGGGGAGGCGAGUGCAUGCAAUGCUAGAUUCAUGCAGAACAGUGAACUAAAUGCAGUGCAAAAAUCCAAACUUAUAUAUAUAUAUAUAUAUAUAUAUAUAUAUAUAUAUAUAUAUAUAUAUAUAUAUAUAUAUAUAUAUAUAUAUAUAUAUAUGUAUAUGUGUGUGUGUGAGAUAUUCCUGUAAUAAUACAGUCUUUUUCUGUUUGUUAGUUUCCCCAGUUUGUGUGUUGGCGUGUGCAAAUAUGCACCAUGUUAAACCUCCUGUUUUCCCGGUUGCUCUCUCCUUCUGUUUUCCGAGUGUCAUUCCUCUCCCUCUCUCUCUCUCUCUCUCUCUCUCUCUCUCUCUGUCUCUGGUUCUUUCUCCUCCCCUUUAUCUUUCUCUCUGUCUGUCUCCUCCCUACUGCAAAAAAUCUUGUACACUGACACGUGGGGACUUCGUCAGACCGAGGGUAAGACCGAGUAAUGACGCGAGACAUGAGAAGGACGUCUAACGGAUGGCCUAGUCGCGCUCUCUCUCUCUCUCUCUCUCUCUCUCUCUCUCACCCCUUCCUCCCCUCCGACUUCCUCCCCUCCCCUUUAGCCUGGCUUUUGGUCUGUCUUUUGAUUUCUCUGCUGGAUCAUUAUUCUUGUACAGACUGUAAAAUGUAUUAUUUUGUACAACUUUAUUGAAGAAAAAAGUAACUUGUAGAAGCUCCCUGUGCCUUGAUCACGACUGUACGUGUAAAAUGAGCUAAGAUGUAAGUAAGAUAUGUUUCAUUGCGCUGUUUGGCUCUGCCCUGCCUCUGUCGAUUCCCUUGAACUCUGACCCCCCGACCCCCUCCCCGAUUGCCUGUUUGCUCAUCAGACUCUGGGUGGAAGUUGCCCCCCACCCCUCCUCGUGCCGAUCUUGAACCGGCCUCCCCGUACAACUUAAGACCGAAGAACGCGUGAUGCCGGUGUCAGAUCGGCGACAGAGCGCAACUUUUACUGACACUGCUUAUCAGUGGAGUUUGGGGGGAGCUGCUGUCUGUCACCCCUCCCCAAAUAUUUUUAUUCGUUUAACCUGCCUCUGGUUUGUUUCAGGAUCAAGAUGAAAUACCUGAUGCUGUGUAGUACAAAGCAAGAAACAUUAUAUACAGUAUAUAUAAAUAUAUAUAUUUAUAUGUGUAAAUAUAUUAUUUAUAUAUAUGUGUUUGCUUUUUACAGGUGUUAAUUGCCUUUUUUGGUCCGCAACAACAAUAGUCAACAUUUUUAGAGGCAGGGUGUGGGGCUUUUUUGUUUUCUUUUCUUUCUUUCUUUCUUUCUUUCUUUCUUUUUUUUUUUUUUUUUUAGCUUUAACUCUGUUGAAGGAGAAAAUAAUCCAAAUGCAAAAACAUUGCUUGUCUCUUCGUAAAAAACCAAAUUCCUUUGCUAAAAAAAGAGUGAAAAAGACAGCAAAUCUGUCAGUGUAUUAAGUGUACAAAUUGUUUUGAUAGCUGCACAGUCAGAUAUUGGGUUCAUAUCCCCCCUCCCAUGGUAUUCAUGUUUAUUUCUUUAUAUUAAAAAAAAAGAAAAAAAAAGAAAAAGGAAAAAAAAGAAAAGAAAAAAGCUGCUCUACAAACUGACAUACUAACAAAAAGAGGCCGCCCAUCACCGGACAAUGACCAAUCGUAACCCUCUCUGUACCACACUUCCUGUCCUGCUACCCAAUCACAUGAAAGCAGGGGCCAGCUUUUGGUGCUCUAAUGGUCCACUUUGUUCCACAAACAAAGUAUUUAUUUUUGUUUUAUUUAUUUGUCAUUUUAUAUAUAUUUUUUUUUUUUUUUUUUUUUUAAAUGCCAUAAUUUGAAACAAAAACUCUAACGUUUAACCGGUCUGAUCCGGUUAUGUUUUCUGCAAAAUGUGGUACAGGUGUUAUGUGAUAUAUAUAUAUAUAUAUAUAUAUAUAUAAAAAUUUGGUUAUGGGGUGGGGGGAGAUGUUAAGCUAUGACAUUUUAGUAUGUUUACUUUUUUAAAUUUUAUUUUCUAGUUCAGACUCGCUGCAGCAAUAAGUGAGUGAGAUUUGAGUACCAAACGCCCCCUUGCCUGACUGUCUCUAUAAGAAGUGUUUUCAGUGUAUAUGUUGCUUUUUUUCCAUGUCUCUCACACUUACUGUACAUUUUGUACAAAGAUUCAAAUUACAGCAGUAAAAGAAGAGUGUAACACUGUCUGAGUGACACACACAUGCACACACUCUUUUCACAAGGCUAACUCUGUUUUUUUUGGCCCAAAUCAAACUAUAAAGGAUAAUGUAGUUGCUCUUA
Onychostoma macrolepis is the source of this 5544-nucleotide messenger RNA. RefSeq names its product GNAS complex locus (gene gnas). Lineage: Eukaryota; Metazoa; Chordata; Actinopteri; Cypriniformes; Cyprinidae. Gene Ontology annotation, biological process: adenylate cyclase-activating dopamine receptor signaling pathway; sensory perception of chemical stimulus. The transcript has 12 exons. The record is from RefSeq and is a predicted model, not a curated record. The coding region runs from base 1234 to 2373 and encodes 379 amino acids. Gene Ontology annotation, cellular component: heterotrimeric G-protein complex. Gene Ontology annotation, molecular function: beta-2 adrenergic receptor binding; GTP binding; D1 dopamine receptor binding.